Messenger RNA from Syngnathoides biaculeatus (alligator pipefish), 1893 nucleotides. It is a transcript of the gene chmp2ba, whose product is annotated as charged multivesicular body protein 2Ba. Gene Ontology annotation, cellular component: multivesicular body; ESCRT III complex. Gene Ontology annotation, biological process: late endosome to vacuole transport; endosome transport via multivesicular body sorting pathway; protein transport. The record is from RefSeq and is a predicted model, not a curated record. The coding region runs from base 225 to 872 and encodes 215 amino acids. NCBI's taxonomy places the organism in Eukaryota, Metazoa, Chordata, Actinopteri, Syngnathiformes, Syngnathidae. The transcript is spliced from 6 exons.
UGCGAUUCAUGACGUCAUCCAGAGCGGUGGAGCCAGUCAGCUGAGGGAGGAACUGAACUCCCCGGCAGCACAAAGUCAACCAGGAAGACUCGACCGAGGCAGCUAAACUCACACACCGGCUUCUCGGUCCGUCAAACACCGAGGUUAUUUACACCAAGAGUUGUUUCAGUGUAUUCUUGCAACCUUCGUAUUUUAUACAAAAGAGCCGUUUUCAAAGCAAAACGAUGGCUUCCCUGUUCAAGAAGAAGACUGUCGACGAUAUCAUCAGGGAACAGUCAAGGGAGUUACGUGGCACCCAGAGACAAAUCACAAGAGAUAGAGGGACUCUGGAGAAGCAGGAGAAGCAAUUGGAAGCCGAGAUCAAGAAAAUGGCAAAGAGUGGUAACCGGGAGGCAUGUAAGAUCCUAGCCAAGCAGAUGGUCCAGCUGAGAAAGCAGAAGAACCGCACAUAUGCCGUCAGCUCCAAAGUCACCUCCAUGUCUACGCAGACCAAGCUCAUGAACUCCCAAAUGAAGAUGGCUGGGGCCAUGUCUUCAACAGCAAAGACUAUGCAAGCAAUAAACAAAAAAAUGGAUCCUCAGAAGACAAUGAAGACCAUGCAAGCCUUCCAGAAGGAAAACAUGAAGAUGGGCAUGACAGAGGACAUGAUAAACGAUACCAUGGAUGACUUCUUGGAUGAAUCUGGAGAUGAGGAGGAAUCUGAGGACAUUGUCAACCAAGUUCUAGAUGAAAUUGGCAUCGAGAUCUCAGGAAAGAUGUUCCGAGCUCCAGCCGCAGGAAAGAGCGUCCCCGGAGCCGCCGCCGUAUCCAAAAAGGCCACCAUGUCUGACGAAGAGAUCGAGAGACAGCUCCGUGCCCUGGGGGUGGACUAACAUCUUUGAAUGCAUCAUCUGUUCUCUUUAAUACGGCGACUGACACUCUGACUUUGUCACUGGUUAACUUGUUACACUUGCACCAACGCAGACCAACCCAGUCAAUGCAUUGACAGACAUAUUAAUGGUGGAUAAACGAUCAACGCGUGACCCGAAAAAGCUGGAAGCCACCUGCACUCUUAUUUAUUGUGCAGCUCAUUCUCUUCAGAAGGGCUAGAUCUACCUUUGCUUAAACAUGACGCUAUACAUGAUCAUUUAAUACAUUCUUGUUUACUUAAGUUUUAUCCCUUUAUUUGGAGGGCAAAAUCCACAUGAGUGAAACCUCAUGAAUUUAAACCUCAGAUUCACAUCAGAAUCAGAGAUUAAACUUUAUAAAGAUUUUCUGAGACAACCCAUUUACACUGCUGACUGUCGGGACUAAACAAGGAAUAUCACUGUUAGCCAUUGAGUGUACUAUGCAGUACUUGGUGAUUAUUUGAGGGGUUCUGGGGGUUUCUUAGUUGGUCUUUAUCUUAUUCAAUAAACCACGGGAGUUCUUCAGCGAUAGCAGGAUGGCGCCUGUCCUGCCGUCAUUCUUUUUCAGCUGCUGUGCAGUUAUAGAUUUUUUUUCUCUUUAUUUCUUUUUGACAAGCUGCCUCUUGCUCCAAACACAAAAAUUCAGCAAAAUGAUUGUCACUGUGACGCAAGAGAUGGAGGUGAUUCUGUGCUUUGGUGUUCUGGCAUCAUCCACCACAAGUUUUCUUUCUUGUCUCUUGACUUUUUGCUCUGUUACUUUAUCCCUGUUUUUCCAGACUAGAUUAUUUGUGUGUGUAUAUGCAAGUAUCACACACGCACAAACAUACAAUAAUCUUAAUCAUCCAUUCUUACAUUUGUAAACAUGUUUUGCGAAAAACCACUGAGCAAAAGCGUCUUUGAAAAUUGCAUUGCCCGAGAUUUCUGUUUUAGUUUGUGUCCACUCUCCGUAAUUACUGGACUAUGUAAAUGGGAUUUUAUAAGUAAUAAAAUUUCUUCUGGUACCAUG